AUGGAACUAGAAAAGUUGUCUAUGCACGAGGGUUAUAAAAAAUUUUGCUCAAAAUAUCCCUUGAAGAAGUUGUCCAUGCCCAAAAGUGAUUUAGUAUGGUGUUAUUAUGAUAUUAAUAGUAAGAACGAGAAUAUAGUAAUAUUUUUACAUGGUGUAUGUGGAACGGCAGGAUGUUAUUUUUAUCAGUUAGAUAAUUUAAGUACGUUAGGUUUUCGAGUAAUAUCAUUACAGUAUCCUUGUUAUAACAAUUUAAAAGAUUGGAUAAAAAAUAUGUGUAACAUAUUAGAAUAUUUGAAUAUAAAGAAAGCUCAUUUUUUUGCUUCAGAUUUAGGGGGAUAUUUAAUUCAGUUGUAUGCUAAAUUAUAUCCGUCAAAAGUAGAAUCAUUAAUUUUAUGUAAUUCUUAUAGAAAAACAGAUAAUUUUGCAUCCAUAGCAUCUUUAAGAAAUAUAUAUGGAAAGUUUUAUAGUUUCUUACCUCAUGUUUUAUUAAAAAAGAUUAUAUUGGAAAAUUACAUUUAUUUAAAUUAUGAACAUGUAGAUUUAAAAGAAAUGAAUUCCUUAGAAUUUAUGAGUAAUGAAAUUGAUUUAAUUUCAGCAUCAGAUUUAGGAGGAAGAAUUAGUUUACAAUUAUCAUCUGAUAAUAUUGAUAAAAUUUAUAUGAAUGAUAAAUGUAUUACUAUUUUACAAACACUUAAUAAUAUCUAUCCCGAUUCUUUAAAUGAUGAUAUGAAAAAAGCAUAUCCUUUAGCAAAAUAUGCUAUAAUGAAAUCAGGAGGAAAUUUUCCAUAUCUUAGUAGACAUGAAGAAGUAAAUAUGUAUAUAUUAGUACACCUUAGAAAUAAUUGUAACACCAAUUUUAUCAAAAAACAAAUAACAACCAUGUCAACUAUUAAUUUAAAUAAAUACAAAAAAGAACAAACAAAUCAAUAUAAUGAUGAACAUAAAUAUUAUGAUAAAGGAUCCUGUAAAAUUAAUUAUAAGAAGGACCACAACGAACAUUAUACAAAUCCUGAUGAACAAAAAAAUAAAGAUUCAUAUAAUGAGUAUUAUACAAAUGAUUAUAUUCAUAAACAAAACUUUUCUAAUAACAAAAUUAAUAAAAAUAGUAAAGAAAAUUAUAUGCCACAUGAUAUUAAAUAUGAUACUUCAAAAAAUACUUAUCAAGAUAUAACAGAUGAUGUUUUAUCAUAUAAUUAUAGUAAUUAUAAUAGUAGUGAAAAUAUGAAUGAUUAUAUUUAUGAUAAAAUUUCAAAAAUUCAAAAUAUGGAGAAUAAUUAUUCUGAAUCAAAUACAAAUGAUAAAAAUUUUUAUCAACCAAAAAUAUAUUCAUAUAAUCAAAAUGAACAAUAUAAUUAUAUAAAAGACAACUCCUCAAAUAAUAGUAAUAAUAAUAAUAAGUAUAAUAAUGAUGAAUUUGAUGAUGGUAUAUAUAAUAUAAACCCUAAUGAUAAUGUCAAUUAUCAAAAUGAGUAUUAUAAUAGAACAGCUUCAUCAUCCGAUGAACAACAUUACGAAAAAAUCAAUAAUCAAUAUAAAUUUAAAUCUGCAAAUAAUGAUAAUAAUACUAGUCAAAGUAGUAAACAAAAUAUACAAAGUUCCUAUGAAUCGUAUAAUAAUAAUUCCAUAAAUUAUGAAGAGAGAAAUAUUAAUCCAAAUGAUUCCAAUUAUAGGAAUUCAAAUUUUGAUAACAAAGAUAUCUAUUGUCAAUUUUGA
This is a messenger RNA of Plasmodium reichenowi, 1713 nucleotides long. RefSeq names its product acid cluster protein 33-like protein. The coding region runs from base 1 to 1713 and encodes 570 amino acids. NCBI's taxonomy places the organism in Eukaryota, Apicomplexa, Aconoidasida, Haemosporida, Plasmodiidae. The record is from RefSeq and is a predicted model, not a curated record. The transcript has a single exon.